AGUACUGGAUUAUUAUCGCGAUGAACAUCGAAUUAGCGGGGAAGAUCAUGAUAUCAGGAUCAAUCCUGAUCAGCCAAAAUAUGCACGAACAGCACCGGAUGGACCGAUGCCGCUCAAAUCUGUCAUUCUGGAAUUCUAUUCGGAUGGAUUGCAUCAGUGUAAACGCGACGCCCAUACACCGGAUAUGAUCAAGAACAAGAUCUGGUUGUCGACCAAGGAUGCUCUGUUUGCCAUGCUCUUUAGGGCAAUUGUUAGGUCGCGUGACGUAUCACCUGAUGAAGCUGUCAACAUGAUCAUGGGGAUAAACGGUCGAUCAAAAAUGAAGGGCCUGGACUUGUAUUUUGGCAAUUGGAUGGUGUAAGUAACUUGUAGAAAUGCAUAUACAGUCUCAUGUUCUCAACAGCAAUCCCUAUUUUUCUUUGUGUGCAUGGACUCAUCUAUGCAAAAAGGACGCGCGCAAUGUCAUUGACCAAGCAAGAAGUGGCCGAAACCAAAUUGGUGGAUACAGCCAUUGCGUUUCGACAACAAAUGGCAACGCUCAAGGCAUCGUUGUUCCACGGCAUCAGCAAGCUCUACACGAUCCAUCAAGACAUGACUGUACAUUAUUUGUGCUACCAGCCCAAUUCCAGUACGCAUUUGACAGUCAGUGAUGCAAGCAUGCUACCAUACUGGCGACUCGACUUUGGAUUUGGCAAACCGGAUCGGGUCAGAGGGUAUAUUACUGCAGGCGGUGAUGGAUGUCUUGUGUUGUUUGGUCGCAGUGAUCAGGCCAAAGGCGCCAUGUUUGAUGUUCAGAUACAAAUGGACACGGAAUCCAUGCGACGGUUUGUGGACGAUCCUGAUAUUAUAAAGUAUACCCGUCAAGUCUUGUGCUAGCCUUCUUAGACUCCUUUAUUUCGCGAAAGCAGAUUUUAGUAUUACUAUCGUUAUCAUUAUCCUUGAUUUUAAUUUCUUUUAUAUAAUAAUAAUAAUAAUAAUAAUAUUUUCAACACUAAUAUAUGCUGAUAUAUAUAAUUUUUGUAUUACUAUUAGUUCGAUU
Molecule: messenger RNA, 1039 nt
Organism: Zychaea mexicana
Lineage: Eukaryota; Fungi; Mucoromycota; Mucoromycetes; Mucorales; Lichtheimiaceae
Exons: 1
Coding region: 391-876 (161 amino acids)
Source: RefSeq, a predicted model, not a curated record